AUUCAAUAGUAAAAUCAGCAGAAAUAAAUGUGAACAAUGAUAAAGCCUGUAUGAAACAAGCAAUUAAAAAAUUAGACAAUAUGUUAGAAAAAGAUAGUAAACAAAUUGAUAAAGGAACUAAGGUUUGUUUACAAGCUGCAUUGCAAUAUUUGCAUUUGAGAUAUCAAGUAUAUGAAAAUAGCAAGCCUUAUUGA
Racocetra fulgida is the source of this 194-nucleotide messenger RNA. The record is from the annotation of a GenBank genome assembly. Lineage: Eukaryota; Fungi; Glomeromycota; Glomeromycetes; Diversisporales; Gigasporaceae.